Messenger RNA from Camellia sinensis, 1363 nucleotides. RefSeq names its product septum-promoting GTP-binding protein 1. NCBI's taxonomy places the organism in Eukaryota, Viridiplantae, Streptophyta, Magnoliopsida, Ericales, Theaceae. Gene Ontology annotation, molecular function: GTPase activity; GTP binding. The record is from RefSeq and is a predicted model, not a curated record.
AGCUACGUAAAACCAAAUAAGCCGGCAAUUUUGAAUUCAUAUGUAUUAUCCACAAACCAAACAGGUCAACUGUGUCAAUAUAACACGGUCACCAUCUCAUUAGCAAAGGGUCGUUAAAUUUUUUUAUAGUGAAUUUCUAAAAAUAACCCAAACAGCACUCUAAGCUGUUGUUUUUCUCAGGCCAUCAUUCCACAUGUCACAUGACUUCUAAGCCUCGCCGGAGAAUGUUCCGUCUCGGUCGAAGAAGAUUCCUUCGCCGAGUCUUUAUCCUCCGUCGAUGUCUUCGAUUUCUCUGGAACCGAAUUCUCACUUGCACGCUAGGAAAGUCCGCUCUGUAUAGACAGCUGCCACGCAUCGCCAUGUCAUCCCCUUCUCUGGUUGCGGUAGAGAGCGGUUUUGGGUCCGGGGAUACGGGGUCUAGGUGCUUUGAUCAGGGGAGAGACUCUGGGGAUUUGGUUGCUUUGAAGAUUUGUUUGUUGGGUGAUUGCCGGAUUGGGAAAACAAGUUUUCUGACCAAGUAUGUAGGGAGAGAAAGAGAAGAGCAAGGAUUUCAGAUGACAGGACUCAAUCGGAUGGAUAAAACGCUGUGUGUUAGAGGGGCACGCAUUGCUUAUAGUAUUUGGGAGGUUGGAGGAGAUGAGACUUGUCAGAAUCAUGUUCCAAUUGCAUGUAAAGACUCGGUAGCAAUAUUAUUCAUGUUUGAUCUAACAAGUCGAUGCACUUUAAAUAGUGUUAUCGGAUGGUAUCAAAAAGCAAGGAAGUGGAAUAAGACUGCAGUUCCAGUACUAAUAGGGACCAAGUUUGAUGAGUUUGUACAGCUACCAAUAGAUUUGCAAUGGGCAAUCGCAAGUCAGGCAAGAGCAUAUGCAAAGGCCAUGAAUGCGACCCUCUUCUUUUCAAGCGCGACUUACAACAUAAAUGUGAAUAAAGUCUUCAAGUUCAUCACUGCAAAGCUCUUCAACCUACCAUGGAGUCUCCAGCGAAACCUUACAAUCGGCGAACCCAUGAUCGAUUUCUAGAUUUCACCUUUGGAUUAGUUUUACACCUUUUGCACAAAAAUAAAUAUUUGACUAGUAAAAAUAGCAAAAAUUAAGUUUGUUGGCUAAUUGCACAAAAAGAUUAAAGUCAACCGGUCACUGGAUUUGCCAGAAAUGUCUGUCUGUCCUCUGGUGAAUAUACGAGUUGUUGCUAUCUUCAUUGUAAGAAAGAACGAAAUACUCUAUUUCAUUCAUCAAGUGUAGAAAUAGUUUCUUCAUAUCAAAUAGAGGGUUAAGGACAAAAUCUUAAGUUGUUUUGUUGUGUUUUAAUUUUUUUUGUUUUGAUAUUUUUUGGAAAUAAAAAUAAUGAAAAAAGUUAAAGGGCU